This is a messenger RNA of Nanorana parkeri, 1034 nucleotides long. RefSeq names its product arylamine N-acetyltransferase, pineal gland isozyme NAT-10-like. The coding region runs from base 132 to 1004 and encodes 290 amino acids. The record is from RefSeq and is a predicted model, not a curated record. NCBI's taxonomy places the organism in Eukaryota, Metazoa, Chordata, Amphibia, Anura, Dicroglossidae. Gene Ontology annotation, molecular function: acetyltransferase activity. The transcript has 4 exons.
GGCGUGCCAAGUCCCGGCCACUAACUCCAGAUAAUGCUAUUGUGCAGAAUCAUCUGGAAAAAUUCACGGAACAGCGAGCGCAGCGACGCGUUUAACAACAAAUAAGGAACGGCAGCCAGGGCACAAAAAAAAUGGACCUCAACAAAUACUUUUCCAGAGUGGGCUAUAAGGGUUGCUGUAAACUGACAGACGUGCAAACACUUUCUGAGAUAAUGUAUCACCACAUCUUGGCAAUACCAUUUGAAAACCUCAGCGUGCAUUGCAGGGAACCCAUCUCCCUCAACAUAGAAAGCAUUUUCCAAAAACUUGUACUGAAGCAAAGAGGUGGUUGGUGCUCCGAACAAAACCACCUCCUCUUCUGGGUUCUCAAGACCAUUGGCUACGACGUGGUCAUGCUUGCAGCUCAUGUUCACCAGCCCCAUCUGGAUGAAUACAACCCAUUUGCUACUCAUCUCCUACUCAAGGUGACAAUAGAUAGCAAGGUGUACAUUGCUGACGUUGGCUUUGGAGCCUCCUCUCAAAUAUGGCAGCCUUUAGAGUUAUCGAGCGGGAUGGACCAGCUGCAAGUUCCUGGCAUAUUUCGCCUCACGGAAAGUAAUGGAACGUGGUUCUUGGACAAGAUAAGAAGAACGCAAAUGGUUUCCGAUGGCUCAUGUUCUGACUCUGAACUGCUUGAUAAAUCGAGUUAUAAGAAGAUCCACUGUUUUACUCUACAGGAGAAGACUAUAGACUACUUUCUCGAGUCCUGCAGGUUCCACCAAACAUCUCCUAAAUCGGCCUUUGCCAACAAGUCUGUUUGUUCCCUCCAAGUUAGCGAUGGCGUUCGAACGCUAGUUGGCUGGACGUACACGGAAACCAAAUACAACUAUCGGAAAGGUGUUGAUCUGGUGGAACUUAAAACUCUACAACAUGAUGAAGUAGAAACAGUUUUAAAAGAAAAUUUUGGCGUUGUUUUAGAAUCUCAGUUUGUUGUAGCCAACAACCCUGGUAGAUACACAAUUUAAAGGCUAAAGACCAGACUCACAGUAGCCAGG